GUAACCUUGUGUAGACGGUUUUGUAUCGUAGCUUUCUAAGCUAACUCACUGAGUAGUUCUCAUAAUGCUCGAAAUGGCUCAGUUCAGAUGUUACCAAUCUAAAGCGAAGGCUGGAAACUGGAGAGAGGACCAAGUCUUAGAGGAGACUAAAAUGAAAGAGUAUUUGGAGAAAAAGGAGAAAGGUGAACUUGUUGCUCAGAAAGUAGACCUCCUCAAACAGAACAUUUUACAGCCGGUGAACCUUUCUGUGACAAACGAUGGAAAUCUGCACUUUGGGGAUGUUGUGAUGCUGGUGAACAUGGGAGGAGAACACGGGGAGUGCAGCGUUGUCAGCAUUAACUGUGACAUCCACAGUUUGACGAAUGUCCCGUCUCUGGGUAUUCAAGCUCCCUGUCAAGUCAGCGCAGGAAGCAGUAUUCAACCCUGCACACGCACUGCUUUCAUCAUCACCAGUGUUGAUAGCAGUCCUGAAGGAGCGACUCUGCACUUUGAGCAAAAUUUUGCUCUGAAAACAACAAGUGGCUUCGCCAGAGGACUUUACCUGACAAGUGAUCUGAAAAGUUUCCAGAAGUGUGCAAAGAUGUCUCGUCUCCAAGAAGUUUACCUGGAUAAGAGCGAUUGCUUUCUGUCGUGGUGGAAGAUGGUGCACUUUGACCCCCAGGAGAGACUUGAAUACGAGGGUCUGCCAGUUCCUGCUAAUGUGAAGGUCCUGAUCAAACACUGCAAGACAAACCAAGCUCUUGCUGUUCUGGAAAAUCAAGUUUUUUGGAACACGUAUGGCAAAGAGUACGAGGUGACGGCUCAGACAUUCUUGGACUCCCACAAAGCGGAACAGGACAACAACCACUGGAUCCUGUGCACCUCUGAUCCAGCAGGGGACGGGCUUGCACUUCUCAAGCUCCCACAAUCGGCAGCUAAAAACCAGUUCACAGACACACACCUUCAAAAUGACUCCAUCCAGGCGUAG
Nematolebias whitei (Rio pearlfish) is the source of this 967-nucleotide messenger RNA. RefSeq names its product cilia and flagella associated protein 161 (gene cfap161). The record is from RefSeq and is a predicted model, not a curated record. Gene Ontology annotation, cellular component: motile cilium. NCBI's taxonomy places the organism in Eukaryota, Metazoa, Chordata, Actinopteri, Cyprinodontiformes, Rivulidae. The transcript is spliced from 8 exons. Gene Ontology annotation, biological process: cilium assembly. Bases 65 to 967 code for a protein of 300 amino acids.